This is a messenger RNA of Alternaria ventricosa, 786 nucleotides long. RefSeq lists its product as uncharacterized. Bases 1 to 786 code for a protein of 261 amino acids. The record is from RefSeq and is a predicted model, not a curated record. NCBI's taxonomy places the organism in Eukaryota, Fungi, Ascomycota, Dothideomycetes, Pleosporales, Pleosporaceae. The transcript has 2 exons.
AUGGGCCUUAAGCCAGAGACUCUCAUCUUUCGGAAGUUUGUUGCGCUCAACGCGCGCAUGCUCUUGUACAUGCAAGCAGAGCUCGCUAUUCUCGAAAGUAAUCUCCAAGACACAGAAAGAAAGGAUAGAGCGAAUGCGAAAGGCAACAAACAUCGGUACGCGACAAGCUACCUGAAACUGUUACAGAGCCCGAAAGAUGGGGAUUCAUACCAGCUCGAGCUGCUCGCCAACAUAUCCACCAAAUUGGAGAAGUAUACUGACGGUCCUGGAGAUCAGGCGUUGUUGCAGCAGCACAGACUGUUUCAGAUACCCGAACCAGACCGAUUCGACCUGAACGAUAUCUACCGCCUACUACAAAGUGAGGACAUGGAGAGUGGAGAGCUGGGGGGUCUCGACGCUUUAUUCUGGGGUCAUCCUGACGAUCCCGAGAACUAUGCACCCGAUCUUGUCGGUGUCUGUCCCCGCGAGCCUGCCGAUCCGUUCUCUCGUUGGGUGUCAGAGAAUGCCAUUCUUCUCUUUAAGUGCGGUCUCGGACGAUUGAAGAAGACCGACAAGUAUCACGGACGCCGGGUCUAUUAUGAUACAACAGUACUGAGGGUCACGUCGUGGAUAACGUGCAUACUAGCAUCGCUGCUGCCAAUUGCGUCAAUCCUGAUACUGUUACAUCUGGACACUUUGAGUGUGAAGUUAUGGGUGAUCGGCGCUUUCAACGUAUUGCUGAGUGUCUGCUUGAGGACACUGACUGAGGCCAAACGCGCUGAGGUGUUCGCUGUGACUGCCGCGUAA